UGCUGAACAGCCCGAGCCUAAUACAAAGCCCAAACCCAAACCCAAACCCAACCCAACCCUAUCCCUUCUUCUUCAUCACCAGUUUUUCUUUUCCCCUUUGUUUAUUUUGCAAUGGCUCUCUCUUUUCUCCAUUUCUUCUCCUCAUCCAUCCUGCCUUACCCUAAUUUGGAAGCUAGGCAAGGAAAUUCAUGGAAUUUGAACUUGUCAAUUAAAUCACAAGAAUUAUCACAAAAUAGUGGUAAUGGAAGGAGAAUAUGGAGGCGUAGAAAACUGACUAAGAAAGAUGAGAAGGUCAGAUAUAAGAUGGAUCGAAUUCCUUUCUUGGAAGAGCAAGUAAGGAAAGUAAGGGAAUCUGGUAAACUCUUGUCAAUGGACAUAGAAAGACUGCUAUUGUCAGAGGAAAAUCGAUUCGAUUUCGUAAAUGAGGUAGCAGCGGAAGCGAAAGAGUAUGUCGAUAACAAUCGAGAUGAAUACGGAAGUAAGAAACCUAUCCUUCAUGUGCUUAGUAAUCGUGUAAAUGAUGCUGGGUUCUACCGUCCAGAGGCAUACUUGGAGUCUGAUCCUUUCAAGCCACCAGGUUAUCUAAGAGAGGAUUUGGCUACCAUGGACACGGGCUCCAUACUUUGAGUAUGAAGCCCCUCUUUUUUAAAGCCGUUUGCUUAAUUAGUUUCUUUUCAAUACUUUUCCUCUACUCUGUUACCCUUUAUUGGUUAAGGUUUUAUUUUUAUGCAAUGUUUGUUCAAAUCAGAAUGUUUCAUAAAAAUGGUGUUGUAUUGAGUAUAUAAGAUGUUUGAAUGUGGUCAGACGUGAUCAGAUGGACCACUCACUGAUAUUGAUCAUGAGAAUUACCUUUUUUGAUCGGCAA
Messenger RNA from Papaver somniferum (opium poppy), 865 nucleotides. RefSeq names its product protein PLASTID TRANSCRIPTIONALLY ACTIVE 7-like. NCBI's taxonomy places the organism in Eukaryota, Viridiplantae, Streptophyta, Magnoliopsida, Ranunculales, Papaveraceae. Gene Ontology annotation, biological process: plastid transcription. Gene Ontology annotation, cellular component: plastid-encoded plastid RNA polymerase complex. The transcript has 4 exons. Bases 112 to 627 code for a protein of 171 amino acids. The record is from RefSeq and is a predicted model, not a curated record.